AUGGCCUCGCCCACUGGGCUUGUGACCGCCCACGGGAAGAGCGUGCGUGGUUUCUGAGAGAAGCCUAGAGAGAGCAGAGAGCGUCUCAUCAGCUGGAGCUAAAUACACCUUUAAGAAGAUGGCGGAACAAAUUCGUUCCUGUUCUGUUUGUGGAAAUAAAACCUCAACAUUAUAUGCUUUGCCCAAGAAUGAGGAGCUGCGGACGAAAUGGUUGGAGUUUAUAUUUGGAGCACCGCCCGAUUUCUACAACGCGUCCCUAGUCGUGUGUUGUGAUCAUUUCCACGAGAGUGACUUUACUAACUACGGUGCCUACAGUAGAGGAUUUUCUUCGAGGUUGAUCUUAAAACCUGGAGUUUUACCGUCACUGCGAUCGACCGCCACAGACUCACAGACUCGCAAAUCACAGACAUUGGUGACUCCCCAUUCACUUCCGCGCCGCAUUCAUACCUGCACCCAAACAGACACUCCUAGCCGGACAUGUCGGGCUACACAACUUUCUAUGAGUACAUUAGGCCAUCGCUUUAGAAGCAAAGGUACCCAAACAGAUUCCCUCGUUGCCACUACGACUAUCGCCACAAGUACCCUGGAUGCACCAUGGGGGCCUGCUAACUCAGCACCCCUCAGGACUGUUUAUCCAAGGCCAGCAAAAAGACCUCGGGUAUAUGAAGAGGAAGAAGAUGAAGAAGAAAAGGAGGAGGAUAAGGAAGAGGAGAAAGAGGAGGAGAAGAAGGAGGAGGAAAAGGAGUAUAAGGAGGAGGAAAAGGAGUAUAAGGAGGAGUAUAAGGAGGAGUAUAAGGAGGAGUGUAAGGAGGAGUAUAAGGAGGAUAAGGAGGAGUGUAAGGAGGAGUAUGAGGAAGAGGAUGAAUGUCACACCAUUACAAUUAAACUUGAACCCUAUGACUUCCACCUGUGAUUCAGCGCAAUGUGCCGUAACAAAAAUCUUUAAAGCUUAUGAAUGUGUUUUGGCAUGUCAUUUCAUCUAAGUGACAAUAUAUUGAUGGACAUUGACAUGUCUUUGCAUUAAUACUGUGCUUUUAAAAACUAACAUUGUGGGUGUAUAUAUUGCCAUUUGUCUUAAACAGCGAUAUGUCUUCAGCUGGACGCAAACUAAAUGGUAAUAACUGGUUUUAAAUGUCCAGUCUGCACUUGGGUGCCCGUUGCAAAGACCCACAGAUGAGGAACGUUUUAUCUAUUGCAUUUUGCCAAGCCAUGUAAGCAACAUACAACUGUCAGCAUACACAUUCAACAUUGUUUUUAUGUUUUUUUUGUUUGUUUGUUUUUUUUCCCGUGUGCUUUUUUUGGUAUUGAAAGUACAUGCAAAGCACAAUAAUAAAAAUAAAAAAAACGUCUUUUCAUAAAUAU
Messenger RNA from Astyanax mexicanus (Mexican tetra), 1362 nucleotides. RefSeq lists its product as uncharacterized. The record is from RefSeq and is a predicted model, not a curated record. The coding region runs from base 119 to 913 and encodes 264 amino acids. The transcript is spliced from 3 exons. NCBI's taxonomy places the organism in Eukaryota, Metazoa, Chordata, Actinopteri, Characiformes, Acestrorhamphidae.